AUGGACGGGCAUGGCAGAGCUUUGGAGUGCCUUCUAGAGGCCUUGAUGGAGAUGCCCAACGCUGCAGCAACUGCCUUGGUGGGUGCAGUUAUGAGACAAUUGAGGCAGAAGUAUCCUGACGCCACUCAGAUUGAGCCGGGUGCAGACCUCAAGGAACUGCUUCGCGCAGCUCUGUCAGGCAGAUGGAUUUUGUCUGGCGAAAUGGUCGGCAAUCUAGAUCCUGAGAAGGUGGAGCUUAUCCGCGUCAAGUUCAAGGACGGCGACUCCUCGCAGUACCGCAUCGACUUGCCCUACAUUUGGUUGUACUUGAUGCUGAGUUUGUCUAAGUUCUCUGACGAUUUGCAACCGUGGAACUUGAUGGACUACCGCUAG
Messenger RNA from Effrenium voratum, 372 nucleotides. NCBI's taxonomy places the organism in Eukaryota, Dinophyceae, Suessiales, Symbiodiniaceae. The record is from the annotation of a GenBank genome assembly.